This is a messenger RNA of Cyprinodon variegatus (sheepshead minnow), 1076 nucleotides long. RefSeq names its product leucine-rich repeat-containing protein 51-like (gene lrrc51). Gene Ontology annotation, molecular function: protein binding. The transcript has 5 exons. The record is from RefSeq and is a predicted model, not a curated record. Lineage: Eukaryota; Metazoa; Chordata; Actinopteri; Cyprinodontiformes; Cyprinodontidae. The coding region runs from base 66 to 620 and encodes 184 amino acids.
GCUUGAGAAACGGAGUCACCACAAGUUCAAAGUGAACGGCGAAUACUUGGUUGUUGAACAGGUUCAUGGAUAAAACUAUGUGUGGCGCUCCGGUGGAUUUAUCUUUCAGAUGCCUCAAUAGGCUGACAGACGCUUGGAUAGAGACUCCCAGCAGUGGUCUACGACCUUUAAAGAAAAACAUAGAAAGGAAAUACCUCAGCUGCUCCCUGCGCCUCAGUAACAACAGCAUCAGUCACCUGUGCGGCCUCCAUGAGACGUUGAGCCAUUUCCUGGCUGAACCAUUACGCCUCGCCUGGCUCGACCUGUCGUUCAACAAACUUACACAUAUAGAGGAGGUUCUGAGUGAACUGCUUGGACUCCGUGUGUUAUAUCUUCACGGAAACAACAUUCAUACUCUAUCAGAGGUAGACCUGCUGGGUGGGCUUCCCCAUCUAUACUCCAUCACUCUACAUGGAAACCCGAUAGAGAAAAACAAGACCUACAGGGAUCGUGUGAUUUCUGUGUUGCCUCAACUAAAGACGAUGGACUUCAGUGCGGUGACGCAGGAGGAGAGAGUCCUGGCUAAGCUUUGGUAUCAGAGCAACAACCGCUGCAGAGACACCAGGAAGAGUCUCCACUGAAUGGUAGAGCGUGUGGAAAUCAGAACCCACACUAAAUGCUGCAGUUCACCAAUGGAAAAGUUCACAAUUAUAGUAAUUCAAAGUGGUAUCAGACUUGUUCUUACUAAAAUGUCAUUUCUUGUUUUAUACUUCUAUGGUUAUGGUAAUAUCUAUAUAAUUUGUAGUACCGUAUAUUAAUCUAAGAAGGGCAGGUUUUAUGGAGAAACCCAUUUCUUACACAGCAGGAUUUGGUGCAUGCUCACACUGUUAAAGGCGAUAACUGGUUUAGCAGCCAUAAAAUCGCUGUGCUUUUAAACAGUAGUCUAGGAUCUUGUAGCCAUAAUCAUCAAAACAAGAAAUCUGUGUAUCAGUUUGCAUAAUGGAUCUAUGCAAUAUCAGAGUAUAAAUUUGAGUAAAACAACAAAUAACAUUUUGAAUGUUCUUCUAAUUAUUGAAAUACCUAUAAAAAAUGUUAAA